UACAUAAAUACAUUAUUAUAAAACUUUAAACCAAGUGAAUGAGUACAUUUACAUUUAUUCAUUUAGCAGGGAGCACUUAACAUUUUGUCAAAGAAGCCAACAACAAGGGCUCGUCCUGAAGAGAACAUUUUCAUGCAUGGUUUGGUUGCAUUUUCACAGUGCUGCGCGUGUGGGGCGGGCUGGAUUUGCGUGAGUGGGGCCGGAUCUCAGUGCGGUGAUAGAGCGCGCACAGCGGCUGUGCGGAAGUUCUUUCAUCCGCGCUGCACAAGGGGCUUCGCCCUCGACAUCGGAUAUUCUCGUCCCAAGUUUUCGCUUGGACGAAGACAAACGAGGUGGAAAUUCUUCAUUCCGUGUAAUCCCUCGAAUCCUGUCGUUCGCUACAAGUUAGCGCCCAUUACCGUAGGGUAAUGGCAAGGCCAAGCCACAGCGAGCAUGUCCUGCAGCAGCUCAACAACCAAAGAGAGUGGGGUUUCCUCUGUGACUGCUGUAUCGCCAUAGGGGACAUUUACUUCAGGGCCCAUAAAGCUGUGCUGGCAGCCUGCAGCUCUUACUUCAGAAUGAUGUUCAUCCGAGAUCAGCAGGGAACGGCGCGAUUCGAUCUCAGCAACAUGCAGAUAAGCGCGGAGUGCUUUGAUCUCAUCCUGCAGCUCAUGUACCUUGGCCGUAUUGCUGUGGAUCACUAUGAGUUCGAUGAGCUGAAAUCCUCUAUGGCCUACCUACAAAUGUACUACAUCCCCGACUCGCUUGAGGACCUCAGAGACAUCCGGACUUCCAAUCUGACGCCCUCGUCCUCCGCAUCUUCCGCUUCGUCAUCCAGCUCCUCGUCCUCGUCCAGUGUAGCGGGUGGCAAGAUGAUGUUUGGCGUGCGCAUGUUUGAGCAGCAAAGGCCCAGCCCUGCUGAGAACGAACGUGCACCCAAGACUUCAACCACACCUACUCGUCAAAGCAUUAACAUCUCAAGUGUCAGGCCUGCUGAAGAUGUGGUCAUACCACACCCUCUGCCACACUCAGAGACGGUUGGAGAUCAACCAUGUGACCUAAGGAAGAGGACUUCGGGUCGAGGCUCCAGCAUUAAAGAACGUCCUCGUUUUGGUCGCACUUACACGUGUGAUGAUUGCGGCUUUGUGUUCAGCUGUGAAAAGCUGCUUAUUGAGCACAUCCUUACGUGCACCAAUCGCAAAGCUUUCCAGACACCCAAAGUCGGCAAGGAGACAUACGGUGACACUGGCAAGGCGGAGAGUUUAACCUCGGAGGGGACGGAUGAACACAGAGCAGUUUGCAAGGGUGAAGAAGAUUGGUCAGACCACAAGUCAGACGCAGAGACUGUGAUCAGGUCUGUUGCCUCUGGCAUGGACAGUGAAACAACCUUCUCCAGGAAUAUAACCAUUAAAGUGGAAAGAGAUGAUGAUUCUGAGACAGACUUAGAAAGUGUGGUGAAGGUAGAAAACCAUAACAUAGGAAGCUGCAGGGUUCGCAGCAGGGUGUACAAAGAUGUUGCAGACCAGAUGAAAUUUGACAGCGAGGAAGAGGCAGGAAUUUCUGCAAUGGAAAAUGCUUUGGAGGGUCAAAGUAAAGUGUUGGGGAUGGAUGCAAAUGUGCAAGUGAUCAAAGAAGAGAAGCAGGAUGAAGCGUGUAUUCCUUGUGAAUUGUGUGGAGCCUUGCUGACAGAGGAGGAUCAGUCUGCCCAUUACAUCUCCAGCCACAUGGGACAUAUCUGUGCCUGUGGAAGGUGUGGCCAAGUGCUCAUUAAAGGCAGACAGCUGCAGGAGCACGCCGAGCGCUGCGGUGAGCCCCAGGGUCCUGAGAUUGACUCUCCAGGUGACGAUUCACCUCUGCUUGAAGAUGGAGAAGCUAUGGAAGAGAGCUUGCUGGAAGGAGCCGAAAUUGGCUUUCGCUGUCCUCUCUGCGGUUUGAUAUUUGAAAGUGAAACUCUCGCUGUGGAGCACUCAUUGGCUUGUCCCGAACAGGAGCCGUUCCGUCCCGUCCUGUUAGAAGACAGCGGCGAGCCAGACCAUCGGCGAAAGCAUUUCUGUGCAAUCUGCGGCAAAGGCUUUUACCAGAGGUGUCACCUACGGGAGCACUACACAGUUCACACCAAGGAGAAGCAGUUUACUUGUCAAACCUGCGGCAAACAGUUCCUGCGUGAACGACAGCUUCGGUUGCACACUGACAUGCACAAAGGAAUGGCCCGGUACGUCUGCCCCGUCUGCGACCAGGGCACCUUCCUAAAACACGAUCACGUGCGACACAUGAUCUCCCACCUGUCAGCCGGAGAGACAAUCUGCCAGGUGUGUUUCAAAAUUUUCCCAAGCGGCGAGCACCUGGAAAAGCACAUGGACGUCCAUCUGUACAUCUGCGGCGUGUGCGGAGAGAAAUUCCGCCUUCGGAAAGACAUGCGGAGCCACUACAACUCUAAGCACAACAAGAGACAAUGAAAGGCAGAUUCGGGUCUAUAAAAUAAGCCAUACUGUAAAUGUGAGAAGAAAUCUAUGCACUUAGACACCAAUUUCAACCUUUAAAUCUGCACUUUCUGUGUGUAUGCAAACUCUGAAUACAUUACUCAAUGUUUGUGGUGGGAUAUAGUGCCUAGAGUAUUUGUCUUCAGUUUCGAGAUAUCCCAAGUCGACUAAAUUAUGUGGUCAGUUGUGUUUCGGUUGAAAAUACUAGCUUGAACUGUUGUUGUUAUAGAUCAGAAAUCCAUCCUUUGAAUAAUUAAGCUUUAGUGAUGGUGCACAUUGACGUUUAUUUUAAAGAAUUCGUCUUAUGAGGAAAGGUUCAUUGUUUUUGUUAUUAGUGGUGCUUUUAUUUCUAGAGGUCCAAACACAGGUGUCUUCGGCCAUUCUGCUUUUCUUUUUAAGUAGCUCUGGUUUCAUUCCCAAAAUGGCCAUAAUUCUUUACACUCAUUUGCUUACAGAGAUAAGGGAGAAUAGAUUACAAGUUUUGCUGUCACUAUUCCUCCCUGCACCAGAACACUAAAAAUACUGUAUAUUAUGAUAAAAAGCAGAGAAAAACACUUCUUUCAGCUACCUGUAUGUACCUAGUAGUCACACCUACAAACCCAGGAAUCUAUGCAACCUGUUGUAAAUUUACCCCUAAAUUUUAGUUUGCAUUCACUUAGUAGAAAGAGUCACAAAGUAUGUUUCAUUGUGUACAGCUGCUUUGGUUUCCCAAAGAUAUUCAUCUACAGUUCAUCUAAGCAGAUUUAUGAAACAUCACAUUAAGGUGUGUUUCUAAUAAGGAUUGUGUGUUGUUCAAUACUUAUUUUUAGCCUACACUGUUUUGCUCUAGCAAGCUAUUUCAGUUUGCUUUCGGUUAAGGGUCCAUCCCAGCGUAUUAGGUCUUUAAAUUAACAUGUACAAUUAUUGUGGCUAAGUCUUUAUGAGAUGUAUGGCUUGCACAAGAGUAAAUUAUUACCUUAUCGGUUAAAUACACAUAUUCAAAUUCAUUAUUUUGUCUAAAAUGAACCUAUAAUAGUUUGUUAUGUUCAUUUUGUGCUGUCAAUAAUUAUACAGAUUAAUCUAGACACAAUUAAUUAUAUUGUUUAAGAAGAACAGGCACUUUGGUUAAACCUGAAAAAGUGCUUGCUCUGUAUUUUAGUUUGAAGUCAUCCCAUCUAAGUAAACUGACUAAACUUGACAGUUAAUGUUUGGAUUGUGUGAAAGUAUAUUAAGAUAUUGAGAGGUUUAAGAGUUUUUAUUAUGGACCAAAGCAACCAUUAUUAAUGAUAUCUUGCAGCUCAGAAGUUUGCACUGGGCGUACAGCAGUGUAUUGUUGUGUGUUAUGAUCUAAAUAUGGUGAAAAUAUUUUUCUCGAGUGGUAGAAAUAUUGCAAGGAAUAUAUGCAAAUAUUGUUUUUCUCUUGGUUUUUUUUUAGCUUAUUUUUAAAAUUUCUUCAGUGUUUCAUAUGUCCUUGGCUUUAUGAACUAAAAAAUAAAGUUUAAACAUUUUACGGGAGUAUUUGUGUGAAAUAUUUAGUAUAAAAUUCUUACUGUUUUAGCACACAGAAAUGCCAAACCAGUCAUUUUUACAGUAUUGUACUGUUUUAUCAGA
Molecule: messenger RNA, 4049 nt
Organism: Paramisgurnus dabryanus
Lineage: Eukaryota; Metazoa; Chordata; Actinopteri; Cypriniformes; Cobitidae
Gene: zbtb1
Product: zinc finger and BTB domain containing 1
Biological process (GO): regulation of transcription by RNA polymerase II
Cellular component (GO): nucleus
Molecular function (GO): DNA-binding transcription factor activity, RNA polymerase II-specific; protein binding
Source: RefSeq, a predicted model, not a curated record